Molecule: messenger RNA, 387 nt
Organism: Cooperia oncophora
Lineage: Eukaryota; Metazoa; Nematoda; Chromadorea; Rhabditida; Trichostrongylidae
Source: the annotation of a GenBank genome assembly
AUGCAGAUGGAGAUGUCCAAGAAAGAUGGCAAAGAUGAGGUGCUUUACAUCACUGAACGGGAAUUUUGGGAUGAGAUCAAGGACGACUACAUUCAGCGAAUAGCUGAGAUGGAUCCCAAUGAAGUGUAUCCUUCGAACAACCCAGGACCAACCAAACCAGACGGAUCUAUCAAUUUUUUGAGUGUCACUGUGUCGGACAUCUUGUUGCUAGCCCUUGUGGAUAUGAGUUUAGGGGAGGCUGUUACCUGCCAGAAGUCGUCCACAGAUGAAGAAAUGGAGGCAGGUGCGUGUGCGGACCAAUUAGUAGCGUUUAUGGAGUGCGCCAUGCGAACGCAGUGUUUCAAAGCAGUAUCCAAAGAUGAUCAGGACAAAGGAGACAAAGGAUGA